UAUAAUAGGGUUAUGAUAUUUUUUACUGAACAUUAAUUGUUCUUGAUUUGUUCAUCCUCUCAAAUUACGCAGAUCUUUCUUGGAUCUUUUCUCCCUUUUAUCAGCAUUAGGCAAAAAUGAGUUCCAGUCCUUGGUUGAACAUUCUUCUUCUUCCCAUUUUAGUUGCCUCUCUCUUCACUAAUCCCAUGAGUGAUAAUGAAAUCCAAGAGAAGAUCAAUUAUGUUUGUCGCCAAAUGGAGGAAUUUGGCUUUUGCAACCAAACAUUCAAUGAAAACUUGAAAAGCACAACAACGGACUAUGUGGGUUUGACCCAGAUAACAAUAGAGCAAGCUAUAACCAAUUCAACAAACACACAUGCGUUUGUUCAGCAACUUCUGGAGAGCGCAACUUCUGAACCAUUGAGAAAUGCUCUUAUAGAAUGUAAAAAUGCUUAUAGUACAGUGGUGCAAUCUUUCCAUGAAGCUAUGAAAUAUUUUGAACAAAAAGAAUAUAGUAGUAUGGUUAAAUCUGAAAUGGUAGCACCUAGGGCGCAAAGCGAUUGCUCUUCAAGAUUUAGUAUCUCUCCAUACCGUAAAAACCCUUUGGCUGAUAGGAAUAGAGAAAUGAGGAUCAUCAUUGCCAUGGCUAUAGUCACAGGACAUCAGCUUGACGUUUAUACUAAUCAGAACAUGAUUAGUUUUUAUCUCAGUUUUUCUUAGCUUGGCCAAUUCCUUGUAUAACCUUAUAUUUUUGCUUGUAUGAGGAUCAUAAUUCAGUGAUUAAUCUUAUUUGUUUGCUUGUUUAA
This is a messenger RNA of Jatropha curcas, 784 nucleotides long. RefSeq lists its product as uncharacterized. Lineage: Eukaryota; Viridiplantae; Streptophyta; Magnoliopsida; Malpighiales; Euphorbiaceae. Gene Ontology annotation, molecular function: pectinesterase inhibitor activity. Gene Ontology annotation, biological process: negative regulation of catalytic activity. The record is from RefSeq and is a predicted model, not a curated record.